Lichtheimia ornata is the source of this 585-nucleotide messenger RNA. RefSeq lists its product as uncharacterized. The transcript has 2 exons. The record is from RefSeq and is a predicted model, not a curated record. Bases 1 to 585 code for a protein of 194 amino acids. NCBI's taxonomy places the organism in Eukaryota, Fungi, Mucoromycota, Mucoromycetes, Mucorales, Lichtheimiaceae.
AUGACAUUGGAUAAUCAAUAUCCACCUCCAGCACAUAACGACGCCCCUUUUAACAAUCAUCCAUCGCAAUCUUCUAUGCAUCCUCAACAACAGUGGUCAAACAUUCCUCUAUCUCAACAUCCACCACCUUCUUCUUCAUCAAUACCGGAAGGAGUCAACAAUGAUAUGGAUCCCAACUUUGUGCCACCAUCAUUAAGCAGUAUCCCUGCUGCUGGUGAAGUAAUCAAUAGUACUAUGGGUACUAGCAGCUGCGGCCAUCAACAGCAAGGUGACACGAUAAAACCAGAACAACAACACCAACCAUUGGAUCCCAAUAAGGAAUAUCAUGCUGAAUGGGGCGUGAUGCGAGAUCAAGAGUUUCAUCAACUUGCCUUGAAGCAUCAGAGGGAUCUAGAAAGCCAUCAUUCUAGUGGUUCGUCCAUUUCAGACUUUUACUUUUGGCAAGCUAACCUGGGUGGUUAUUGUAUGGCGGACAUGCAUCAAAGCAUCGUAGUCUCCUCAGAAGGAGUAUUUGUUCUCGUCCGACGUAUGGUGGAAGGUGCGCCCCAUCCAGGGAGGAAAAAGAAAAAACAUGGCAUGGGCUAA